This is a messenger RNA of Sorghum bicolor (sorghum), 1862 nucleotides long. RefSeq names its product cytochrome P450 CYP72A219. NCBI's taxonomy places the organism in Eukaryota, Viridiplantae, Streptophyta, Magnoliopsida, Poales, Poaceae. The transcript is spliced from 5 exons. Gene Ontology annotation, molecular function: monooxygenase activity; iron ion binding; oxidoreductase activity, acting on paired donors, with incorporation or reduction of molecular oxygen. The record is from RefSeq and is a predicted model, not a curated record. The coding region runs from base 90 to 1664 and encodes 524 amino acids.
UGCCGCCAGAGUGCAGGCAGGUGCACCUGCUUCCUCCUAAACUAUCCCGUGGACCCCACCACCCAUCGAGCUCUGCAGGCUCCGCCGCCAUGGCGAUCGUCGCACUGUUACAGCCCUGGAGCUUGCUCGGCUUCCUUGCGGCGCUCAUGGCGCUCUGGUGGGCGUGCCGCGUGCUGGAGUCGACCCUGAUCGUCCCGCGGCGGCUCGGCCGCGCCCUGCAGUCCCAGGGCCUCCGUGGCAACGCGUACCGCUUCCCCUUCGGCGACCUCAAGGAGCUCGCGCGACUGGCCAUGGCUGCUCGGGCCAAGCCCAUGCCGCUCUCCCACGACAUCACUCCGCGCGUGAAUCGCCUCUACUACAACCUCAUCAGGGAACAUGGUAAAAUUUCGGUUACCUGGCUCGGUCCGACACCGAGGGUGAUCGUGAACGACCCCAAGCUGGUGAGGGAGAUCAUGGCCAACAAGCUUGGACACUUCCAGAAACGCAAGCACACCGGCAUCGUCAGGCAGUUCGCCAACGGGCUGGUGAACCACGAGGGUCAGAAAUGGGCUGCGCACCGCAAGAUCAUCAACCCGGCCUUUCACCUCGAGAAGCUCAAGAAAAUGUUGCCUGCGUUUGCUGCGUGCUCAAACGAGUUGAUAACUAGAUGGGUGGGCUACGUGGAGUCUGACGGAGCGAAGGAGAUAGAUGUGUGGCCGGAGUUCCAGAAUCUCACCGGCGACGUGAUCUCGCGCACGGCCUUCGGCAGCAGUUUCAGCGAGGGGAGGAGGAUUUUCGAGAUACAGUGCGAGCAAGUUCAAAAUCUAGUGAAAUUGAUGAACUCACUGUACCUCCCGGGUUUCAGAUUCCUGCCAACACAGCUAAACAGGAGGAUAAAGGCAAACGCGCGAGAGCUCCAGACGCUUCUGAGAGGGAUCGUCAGCAAGCGGGAGAAAGCCAUGAAAGAAGGCCGCGCCAACAACGACGACCUGCUUGGCCUGAUGAUGGACUCCAACAUUGCCGAGACCAAACAGGCCGGGAACUCCAAGCCAAUCAUGACCAUGGACGACAUCAUCGGGGAGCUGAAGCUCUUCUACUUCGCCGGGAUGGACACCACCGCUGUGCUGCUCACGUGGACGAUGGUCGUCCUGAGCAUCCACCCGGAGUGGCAGCACCGAGCGAGGGAGGAGGUUCAGCGUGCCUUUGGAGACAACCAGCCGGACUUGGACGGCAUACAGCAGCUGAAAAUCGUGACCAUGAUACUGUACGAGGUUCUCAGGCUGUACCCGCCAGUGGUGCAGCUGGAUCGGCAGACGUACACGGAGGUGGAGCUGGGCGGCGUCACGUACCCGCCUGGGGUGCUACUAUCGCUGCCGAUCGUCUUCAUUCACCACGACAAGGAUGUGUGGGGAGAGGACGCCGACGAGUUCAGGCCGGAGAGGUUCAAGGACGGCAUCUCCAAGGCGUCCAAGGACUCGCCGGCGUUCUUCCCGUUCGGCUGGGGUCCAAGGAUCUGCGUGGGGCAGAGCUUCGCGCUGGUCGAGGCCAAGAUGGCGCUCACCAGCAUCCUGCAGCACUUCUCCUUCGGUCUCUCGCAGUCCUACACUCACGCGCCGUUCCCGGUGUCCACUCUGCAGCCGGAACACGGGGCGCACAUCAUGCUCAAGAAACUCUCUAGUGUCUAGAUUUUUGGCUUACGUCAAGCAUGCUACGAACUACCCAUCUCAAGUACUUUGAGUCUCCUAUUUGAUAUCUGAACUUAUGAAAGUCGUUGAAAUUUAGUACAUUUAGGACAUGUCCGGAAGAGAUGGGUUGGUAAAGAACUUUUCAAUGGUUUACUUCAAAUCAAUUUGUACUAAAUUUUAAGGAUUUUGAGCACAAAA